Zophobas morio is the source of this 1934-nucleotide messenger RNA. Its product is annotated as UDP-glycosyltransferase UGT5-like. NCBI's taxonomy places the organism in Eukaryota, Metazoa, Arthropoda, Insecta, Coleoptera, Tenebrionidae. Gene Ontology annotation, molecular function: UDP-glycosyltransferase activity. Bases 311 to 1867 code for a protein of 518 amino acids. The record is from RefSeq and is a predicted model, not a curated record. The transcript is spliced from 4 exons.
UGUGUCGAGUAAUUCAAAGUGACUAGUUAGCUGUGUUUUUCAAACAUUCAGUCACAAAAGAGUACGUCAAGAAACAAAUAAAAAGGUGUUAAUAGAUGUGGCGUAGAUGCACUGGAAUAACAAACAAGAUAAAUAUAGUUUUAAUUUAUUUGCACAACGCACUCGUUGAGUCAUCUAGAUAGAGUUUACACCGCUUGGGUACAGAAAACACGAUUAUCAGUGAUCGAAGUGGUACUCAUGUCUAAAAGUGCAAAUAAUGCAGUACUUUCCACAAACAUAGACCCACCGGAUCCGAUUACUAGGUGAUACAAUGAAGAACGUACUACUACUUUUGGCGAUAAUCCACUAUGGGUACAGUUCAAAAAUUUUGGGUAUUUUUCCGGCCCCGUCACGCAGCCACUACAUCCUUGGAAGCGCUCUUAUGAAAGGUUUAGCAGAAAAGGGCCACGAUGUUACCGUAAUCAGCGCCUAUGGUGAGAAGCAACCACCAAAAACUAAAGGAGCGUACCGAGACAUAGUCGUCACGGAACUCCAAAACAGCAUACAAGAAAUGUUCAAGGAACAAAAAAUGGGUAUGCAGGAUCGACAAAACUUGAAUCCCUUUUUUUCGGUCGUUUUCGCUGGGCACAUGUUGCCGAAAAUUAUGGAAAAGGUUUUGAGCAAUGAACAAGUCCAACAACUUAUUCAUUCCGAGGAAAAAUUUGACGCUGUUAUAGUGGAACAAUUUUUGAAUGAUGGACAAAAAGCGUUAGCUACACAUUUCGGAGCGCCUUUGAUAGUACUGAGUACUAUAGGAGGGAACUUUUGGGUCAACACUCUAGUGGGAAAUCCUGCGCCUCCGGCAUACGUUCCUGCGAUGAACCUAGGCUAUACAGUACCGAUGACGUUUCGGGAACGACUUGUAAAUACUCUUUUAACAGCACUCUACGAAGUGUACUAUCACGUGCAUGUGUACCCUAGCGAGAAUGCCCGGAUUAAAAAAUACAUACCAAACGGUCCAGAUAUUUCCGACGUACUUUACAACGUCUCGAUUGUGUUGAUGAAUUCUCACCCGAGUACCAACCAACCGGUGCCGUACGUCCCCAACAUGAUCGACAUUGCCGGCUUUCACAUAAAAGCACCCAAGAAACUACCGCAAGACUUGCAGGAAUUUUUAGACAGCGCGAAAGACGGAGUCAUUUAUUUCAGCAUGGGUUCAAAUCUAAAAAGUGCCGAUUUCCUACCAGAGCAACGAGACGCAGUACUAAAAACGUUUUCGAAAUUGAAAGAAAAAGUUCUGUGGAAGUGGGAAGACGAUGUUCUACCGGGACAACCUAAGAACGUCAAGCUAUCGAAAUGGUUGCCCCAACAGGACAUUCUCGCGCACCCAAACGUCAAACUUUUUAUCACACAUGGCGGGUUUCUGAGUACUUCUGAGACUAUCUACCACGGGGUGCCAGUCCUGGCCAUUCCGAUAGUUGGUGAUCAAAAACUGAACGCCAAAACCGCUGUGGAUAACGGUUUUGGGCUUGCGUUGUCCUACGACGAGCUGACUGAAGAAAAGUUUGCUCAAAGUGUUCACGAAAUUUUGACCAACUCCAAAUAUCGAACUAAUGCGAAAAAGAGGUCCGAGCUUUUCCAUGAUCGUCUGGUGGGUCCAAUGGAUACCGCAAUCUACUGGAUCGAGUAUGCCAUUCGUCAUAAAGGAGCACCACACUUGAGAGUCGCAGCUGUGGAUCUACCCUGGUACCAAUAUCACUUACUGGAUGUCAUGGGUUUUCUGGUUUUAGUUAGUUUGAGUUUUGUGGUGGUUUCGUAUUAUGUAGUUAAAGUAGUUUGCAAAAAAUUAUAUUCCAAGCCAAAAACCAAUAAGGUAAAAAAACACUAAACUUGUUUUUGAAGUACCGAUGUUUGUCAGGAUAUGACUGUGCCAAUAAAUUCUAAUAUAAAGUAAA